UGUGGAAAAUGUUAACUUAUCUACUUCACCAUCGGCCGCCGGCCGCAUUCUCCGGUGGUUUUUAGGCCUUACACCUUACAACUGAUUGCCCCACCACUGCUUACCCUCCCUGAACUGAAGCUCUAGAAAGUAUCUACAAACUAAUCCAAGUACCACAAAGGCUCUUUUGUUCCUCUCAAGAUGGCGGAUACUUCUCUGAAAACCAUCUUCAAUUCAGCGGAGCGUCAAAGACUUGCUGUCGAAUCAUCCGGGGAAACAAACACAGAGAAAUACCAAGAAGAUGUUGCAAAUGCGCUCAGUGCAUAUCAAGAAUGUCGGCAGCUUGCAGAUAGACUUGCAUUAUUCAGUCCAAAUGAAACAUUAGAGGAUAUUAAUUCUAGUGACAUUCAGUAUGUUUAUAGCCAUAAAUGGAAGAAGCAGGCUAAUCGUUCAUUCAAGAUAUUUGGCCAUCCCUUAUAGGAUUGCAGAUUUAGGCCAACGACUUUCUACAACUGAUACAAGUGAUCGAAAAGUAAUUUUACAGGAGGCAAAGAAAUGUUACGAGGCAUUUUUAACCCAAUUGGGACAUUAUGAGAUGCUAUCUACUGCAGAAAAGAAGCUGUAUGCUAAAUAUCAAGAAUCACCAUCUACUUUCUCAACCAUUUCUACCACAGAUCCAACUGCAAGGAGAAAUGCGAAAAUUGCAAAUUUUAAGAUGGAGAAGGAUUUGAAGAAGAAGCUGGAUGUAUGUAUAUGCGGUCUCCAGGAGAGAUUCUAUUUCGACCAGUCUAGGAGCACGCCCUUCUGGUGCGGUGCAAUAAACUGACAGUUGGUAGUUUUUGGCACAAAAUCCAGCCUAUCUACAAAACGAUGAAGAUGCCGUACGCGAAUUAGAAAUAGCCAAACUUUCUUUAUGUUCUCACAAUGCCUUCCAAUCCCUGGAAUCUAUCAAUCGCGAGCUCGAGAUCUUGGCCAUGGCGCCCGUAGGGCCGCGAGUCCCCGAAGGUCAGCAGUCGGACAAUAGAGAAAGAUUAGGUGGCUUGCGUGGGCCAGAUGCAGGAUACUCUGAUCGCUUGGAUAUGAGAGAUAUUACUACAAACAAUAAAGGACCAAUAUUGAGUACUGGAGGAAAACCGUUACGGCCAUUUACUCUGCUCGAAAGUAGGCAGGCAUUACAAAAAGGUGUAUUCAGACCAGGGCAUAAUUUACCGACAAUGACGAUUGAUGAGUAUCUUGAUGAAGAAAGGGCGAGAGGUGGUAUCAUUGAAGGUGGUGGAGAAGCAAGUGGUAUUAUACCUGAGAUUGAUCCUGAUGAUUUUGAGAAAAUGGAUGAGGAGACCGAAAAGGCUAGACGGUGGGAUGAAUUUACGGAGGAUAAUCCAAAGUAAGUUGAUGGUUCAAUUUUGGGAAUAAAUGCUAAUAAUGAUGUCUUCAGGGGCGCUGGAAAUACCUUAAAUAGAGGAUAAAAUAAUGAAUAAUGAAUAACGUGAUACCUUCUAAAGAUAUUGAUAUUCUGUUUCCAUUUGCUACCCAAUAAUUACGUUUCUCCAUGUAAGCGAAUUCGUCGUUUUUCAUACCUUCCCUUCCAUAUGUGCUAAUUAUCAAAUCCGCCUCCAGCUCAAACCACAUUUCUAGGUAGUCAAUUAUGUUUGUUUCUUAUCAUCUUCCUCUUCCCCGUCACGAGAACUAGAUGAGGGACAUUUCUAAGUAUCCAUCAGCAAUGCUUUCUUUAUUUUCAAACUUUAGCAGGACUACGUUCCAGGGGUGUGAUGAUGGUAACCUUCCCUUUGGGAGUAGCAAUGGUUUUUACAAUUACACUAGCGAAAGUGGUAGGGGUGGUUGCGGGAGUGGAAGUGAUGGGGCCGGGAUUUUGAGAUUUGCGGCCUUUUGGAUUUGGAUUCGCCGUAGAGUGUUGCCAUUGGAUUGAUGUUUUUGUGAUGU
Messenger RNA from Sclerotinia trifoliorum, 1920 nucleotides. Lineage: Eukaryota; Fungi; Ascomycota; Leotiomycetes; Helotiales; Sclerotiniaceae. The record is from the annotation of a GenBank genome assembly.